Messenger RNA from Cucurbitaria berberidis CBS 394.84, 2001 nucleotides. Its product is annotated as serine palmitoyltransferase 2. The coding region runs from base 1 to 2001 and encodes 666 amino acids. The transcript has a single exon. The record is from RefSeq and is a predicted model, not a curated record. Gene Ontology annotation, cellular component: serine palmitoyltransferase complex. Gene Ontology annotation, biological process: sphingosine biosynthetic process; ceramide biosynthetic process. Gene Ontology annotation, molecular function: pyridoxal phosphate binding; serine C-palmitoyltransferase activity. NCBI's taxonomy places the organism in Eukaryota, Fungi, Ascomycota, Dothideomycetes, Pleosporales, Cucurbitariaceae.
AUGCCUACCCGAAGCAUCAAUCCUUUCGCGAGCGCUUCCCCUAAUCCCUCCUUCGACUCUCUCAACGAGAAACGCGAACCAGUGCGACGGUCCUCCUUUGCCAAAGCCAACAAGUUCACUUCGCUCUUCGGCGGCUCCCCCAAGGCCCGCAACGACGCUGCUAUCCUGCGAGAAGCCUUGAUCGCCCAGCAGCAGGCCCUUCUGAAUUCGCCCUCCCCGCCACAACAUCCAAAUUCUUCGUCGCUCUCCCUACCCACCAUUAAUCUGACCACCGCGACCGGCGAAAAGAUGCCCACCGAACCCAAGACGCUCUUCCAGCCCCCUUCACCCGAGGAGCAGCGGCGAAUCGCCAGAGCACACGCACAAUUCGGCCCCCUCGGAUCACAAAAGCACAGAUACCAGAGCAUCUUCGAGGGCGAGUUUGGAGACCCAAUUGAAGACGAGCCGCCAUAUUAUUUCCUGUUUACCACAUACAUCAGCUACCUCGUCCUCAUAGUGUUUGGACAUGUGCGCGAUUUCUUCGGCAAGCGCUUCAGAAAGCAGCACUACAGCCAUCUGCAGGAGAAGGACGGAUAUGCACCCUUGAACAGUGAUUUUGACAACUUUUACACGCGACGGUUGAAGAUGAGGAUUAACGACUGCUUUUCACGCCCUACGACUGGUGUUCCAGGGCGCUUCAUCACGGUGCUCGACCGCAAGUCGGACGAUGGGAAUAAUACGUUCAAGAUGCUGGGAACCACGACCGAGACGCUGAACAUGAGCUCCUACAACUACCUUGGAUUUGCUCAGUCUGAAGGUCCUUGCGCAGAGGCUGCCGAAGCCGCCAUCCGGAAAUACGGCAUUUCCAUGGCUAGUCCCCGCUCAGACAGCGGCACAUCAGAGCUCACCCUCGAGGUCGAGGAUUUGAUUGCCGACUUUGUCGGCAAACCAGCCUCCAUGGUCUUCUCCAUGGGUUUCGUCACGAACGCUACCACUUUCCCUACCAUUGUCGGAAAGGGCUGCCUGAUGAUUUCCGAUGAGCUCAACCACUCCUCCAUCCGAUUCGGCGCCCGUCUCUCAGGAGCCAUGGUCACCAUGUUCAAGCACAACGACAUGCGCGACUUGGAACGCAAACUCCGCGAAGCCAUCUCGCAAGGACAGCCCCGCACACACCGCCCCUGGAAGAAGAUCCUCGUCGCUGUCGAGGGUCUCUACUCCAUGGAAGGCACCAUGUGCAAUCUCCCCGGUAUCAUCACACUCAAGAAGAAGUACAAGUUCCAUCUCUUUGUCGACGAGGCGCACUCUGUUGGUGGCAUCGGGCCCCGUGGACGUGGUGUUUGCGACUACUUUGGCAUCGACCCUGCAGAAGUCGACAUACUCAUGGGCACACUUACCAAAUCCUUCGGCGCCAACGGUGGUUACAUCGCGGCUGAAAAGUCCAUUAUUGACAAGCUCCGCACAUCAAACGCGGCUAUGCUCUUCGCCGAGUCACCGUCACCUCCCGUCCUCGUUCAAAUUGCGUCUGCACUCCGCCUUAUCAACGGCGAACUUGUGCCAGGCCAGGGCGAAGAAAGACUACAGCGCCUCGCCUUCAACUCCAGGUACCUACGAUUGGGCCUAAAGCGACUAGGCCUCAUUGUCUACGGCCAUGACGACUCCCCCAUCAUCCCGGUCAUGCUCUACAACCCCGCCAAAAUGCCCGCCUUCUCCCACGAAAUGCUCAAGCGCAAAAUCAGUGUCGUCGUUGUGGGAUACCCUGCAACGCCCCUUGUAUCGUCACGUGCUCGUUUCUGCGUUAGCGCUGCGCAUACCAAGGACGACUUGGACCGCAUGCUGACGGCGUGCGACCAGGUGGGCGAGUUGCUGCAACUGAAGUUUUCGAGCGGUGUUGCAGGAGGCAGCGAGGAGGACGAGGUAGUAGUCAAAGGAAAAGGGGGCGAGCACAUUUUGAACCCACCUAGGUGGAAGAUUGAGGAUGUGCUCAAGAAGGGGGUUGAGGAUGUGCAGUUACCGCUGCGGUAA